Molecule: messenger RNA, 1266 nt
Organism: Ceraceosorus bombacis
Lineage: Eukaryota; Fungi; Basidiomycota; Exobasidiomycetes; Ceraceosorales; Ceraceosoraceae
Source: the annotation of a GenBank genome assembly
AUGAAGUCAGCACAUAUUCAGCCCACUGAUUUGGAUGGCUACAACAUGACCAUGCUACCAGAGAGUCUCUUGGGCCCAUUUGGCGCAGACACUCUGGUCACCUUGUCGAGCUAUGCUCCCAAAAUCCGGGAUGACCCAGAGUACACUGACUGGGUGUAUGUGGCAACUGCGGUGCAAUACUUCAAGAUUGAACCAGAGUUCAAAGCACCACUCUUUGACUACCUGGAGGGUUAUGUUGCUGUGGCCAAGACAGACUGGAGCACCUCGCUCAUUCAGGGCAAGCAAAGCAUCCACUUGAGCCGCCUUGUGGAAGGCCUGGUGCGGGUAGGCUGUGAAGCUGUGCGUGUGCAAGGGUAUGGUAUGAAGAGCAGGCUUGCACUGGUUGAGACCAACCUCUUUGGUGAUGCCUCUCAUGACCUUGCUCACCACAAUACAUGGGAUCUUGGCAUCAUGUGCGCCAAGGGCAGUCACAUACCGCUUUUCAAGAUGCUUUGCACGCAAACAAAGGGUGUCAAGCAGUUUCCAAUGCUCGGAAAACUGGGUCAAGGUCAUGGCUCCCUGAACAUUUCCUUUGCUUAUCAUGGACAGGAGUACAUGGUGAAGCUAUAUCCAAGACUUGUGCACCAUCUCAAAGCGCUUGCAGUGCAGCAGUUUAGGUGGCCUAGCAAGAUUUUGCGAAGAGGCAAGGCAAAUCUGGGGACAUUGAAGCGAAGACACACUCAGCUUCAGAGACUGGUGCGCAAUGAUCAGCAAGCUCUUGGAGGGUAUCGCAUCGAAGUCACUGUCAAGGCUCCAACAUUGAACUCAGCAAUUCGUCAACUUGGCAAGACUCCUCUGUUGAACAUCCAAGAAUGGAUCAAGCCCCUAGAUGACGAGUUUGAUGACCAUCAAGUUGGCUUUAUUUUGAUCUCGUCCAGUGCAAUGCUCAGGCAGUGGACCAUGCUUGAGGAGCAAGCGCAUCAACUUGGCCUCUUCUUGGGUCGCAAUGAGAGGAACAUGACUCCUGUGGAGCAGAAAGUGCUUAUUGAUCUCCAAAAUGCGCUUGGAUGGAAUGCAGGAUACAGAAAGCUGACCCACUAUCAAGACACUGCUGCUUGGUGGGAUGCACCGCAAAACCAAGUCGUGCAAUCUGCUGUGGAGCAGCCUACCAUUGAGGGUACACAGAAUCAGCCAUCUGCUGCGCGCACAUUUGCUGCUCUCCAGGGUCUGUCAGAUGUGCUCCUGCUGCGAGAACUAUUCAGUAUUCUUCAGCCUAAGAUGGGUUAG